Clonostachys byssicola is the source of this 2187-nucleotide messenger RNA. The record is from the annotation of a GenBank genome assembly. NCBI's taxonomy places the organism in Eukaryota, Fungi, Ascomycota, Sordariomycetes, Hypocreales, Bionectriaceae.
AUGGUCAGGGGGGCGUAUCUCGAGAACUUGCCGGAGCUCGUGAGAGAUUCCCGGCUGGAAGCCACGUUUGGGGUCAGCGGGCAGCAGGCGUACACACUUCACCACUCAGCCAGCCAUCGAACUCGGGCCGCACAAGAGAAAUGGGUAGUUAAGCGGACGUUGGGAGAGGGUGGCCAGGGAACUGUGAAUCUAGAGGUUGGAGGAAACGCCAAGUUCCGGGCCGUGAAAAGGUUCGCCAUAUCGGACAACGAGAAGCAGUCUGAGCUCCAUCGACGCGAACUCAUUGCGAUUUUUAAAUUUUCCCAGGCAAGAUAUUCUGAAUUGUUUGUCAAAUCUUGUGGAUGGUAUACGAGCGACAGUCACAUUCACAUUGCAAUGGAAUAUAUGGAGUUGGGAGAUCUUCAGAAGUAUCUCUCAAAUACCUCCAAGUGCCGAAACCAUCGCCUACCAGAAAUCGAAGCCCACUCAAUCGCAACACAAGUUCUAGAAGGAUUAUCGGCAAUGCAUAAAGAGGGGUUCUCGCAUCGAGACCUGAAGCCAGCGAAUAUCCUAAUCCAUAGCCAACCACCCGAUCCCUGGUGGGUGAAGCUGGCCGACUUUGGAAUCAGCAAGCGCGGAGGAGAUAUGACUGAAUUGACCGCAAUAAGAGGAACACCAAAUUUCCUACCUCCGGAGCUACUUGGAUUUGGCAAGGGUGGGAAGCUAACCCACUCAUUCGCCAUUGACAUGUGGUGUUUUGGGGAAACUCUCUUCAGAAUUCUCUCUGGUCGGCGGACCUUCGAGCAGUUGCAAGAUGUUGUGAAAUACUGCACUGGUCGAACUGCGUUUCCUACGUCCAUUCUCCAGAAAGCCGGCGCUAGUGAGAAAGCCGCCAACUUCGUCUCAUCCUUGAUGCUUGUCGAUCCGGAAAACAGGCUGACCGCGAGUAACGCUGGAGAGCAUGAAUGGCUCCAAUCAACAGUGCCGUCAAAAGCCAAAGGUUCUCCUCAAUCUCAAGUCGAAACCCCUCAAGCUGUCGUCGAUGGAACGCCUUAUUCAACUCAAAUAUCCACUGCUCCAUCGGCAUAUUGGACAGCGGCUCUCCCUGCCACAGGAACCGUGACAACUAGGAAGAGUAGGAUAAAAAGUGUGGGAGCAGGUUUUGGCUCAAAUGAUCUGAAAUCUAGCAUAAGUACUGAGCCAUCAGCCUCGUGGACAGCCGUACUAGGCUCCAGAAGGGUAUUCGAUGCUACCUCGCGGUUAGUCACGACCAAUAAGGCCAUCACGAACGGCGGAUUAAGGCCCAGCACGAAACCUGGCAUGAAACGAAAUCCAAUCACAAAGGAAAGCGAUAAACCAUUUCGUGAUUUUGCAAGGGAUUGGAAAAUUUGGAUAUCUGAGCAUCGGAAGAACGCAGAUCACAGAAUGAGUCCUCGAGCGAUCGUGAUAUCCCCUUACCCCAAGCUUUACCCCGAGGACAUCGCAUUAUCUGUAGGCGAUUACAUCACUUUUAUUGAAAAGCUAGAAGACACCAACUGGUCGGUUGGUGUCAACCAGAAUGGCGACAGUGGGACGUUCCCUCAUAGACAUCUGCGAUUCAUUGAGGAACUCGUAGCUGAGACGACUCAAAAUGGAUCCAAUAUCCCCGUGCUUGACCCUCUACUACUCAAACUCUUUCGCAAGGAUCUGAACAAACAAGGAUUCACCGAAGACUUUGUCAAGCAGAACGAGGAUUUUGUCAUUUUCUGGUUACAACAGCAGCAAGGGCGACUGGGGGCAGAUUCGAAGGAUAUUGUUAAUCUGUCCCCCGGGGUCCAUCGAUGUGACAACGAUGAUGGCGAGGCUACAGUGAUCGAAGCUGAUUGUCCCUCGACAUCGACGCCUACGUUCAAGUCAACUCCUACGCUCGCGUAUAAUCCUUUAGUUACAUCUAAGCCUACGCCUAAGGACACAUCUAAGCACAAGCAAGAGGUUAUUCCCGAGUCUAAGGGAACAGGAAUAACCGUACAAGCUCUUCAAAACUACACAGCGGAUCGAGAAGAAGAACUUAGCUUCAACACAGGACAAGUCAUAUCUAUUACCGACUUUACGAGAACGUUCUGGUGGAUGGGUGAGGUGAACGGGAAAAGAGGACUUAUCCCUGUGAAUUCCAAUUACGUGCGGAUACACUCGGGUACACCUCCAUCAACUGUUAUGAGACUUCCAUGA